AUGUUGUUCUCCAAGCUCGCUGUCGUCCCUUUGGUUGUGGCCUUCGCUGGGAAUGCGCUCGCUCGUCCCGCACUGGCUGCUCGCCAAGUCCAAUCCACUUCUCUGCUCGCGAACUUUGACCCCGCGACGGCUCUGGUAAACCCCGACCCGCUCACAGCCGCGACACCCGUCCCAAAUGCCGAUGCCAACACUAACAACAACGCCAACAGCAACGUAGCAGAGAACGCAAAUGUCGCUCCGCAGACGCAACUCGCCAUCGGAGGUAUAGCCGCUCCCAUUGUUAACGCCAUCGUAUCUGCCGUUGCACCGGCUGUCCAAGCGGCCGCGCCCGCUGCUGCAAGUGCUGCCGCACCUGCCGCCACCGCUGCCGCCGACAAGAAUGCUCGCGUGAAAGAGUUCCUUACCGGGGGUGCCGGUCUCCUCACCAAACUUUUAGGACUCUCCCUCUAG
Pleurotus ostreatus (oyster mushroom) is the source of this 450-nucleotide messenger RNA. RefSeq lists its product as uncharacterized. The transcript is spliced from 3 exons. Lineage: Eukaryota; Fungi; Basidiomycota; Agaricomycetes; Agaricales; Pleurotaceae. Bases 1 to 450 code for a protein of 149 amino acids. The record is from RefSeq and is a predicted model, not a curated record.